GCGAGAGAAUAAACUGGGCAGGGCCCAACGGAUGCUCUGUCCAAUCUGCCAUUUCCGCCGCCGGCGUCCGGAAUCUGCACCUCCUCUGUUCUAAUCCUUUGUUCUUCACGCUUCAUCUUCUAAAUGCUUUGAAUUCUAUUCCGUUUUCAAAUUCAGAGUGAUAUGGCCGAAUCCAGAUCGGACCCAUCGCCACGCCCUCUUUCACCCGAAAUAUUACAGACUGAUAGAUCGCCUCGUCAUUAUAAGGAGACUCAUGGAAUGCGUAAUGACAUUGAUGAGAACACCUCGAUGGAUCAAGUCAGAGCGCCAAACGUGUUUGAGAGAGUAAAAGAGGAGAUCGAGGCGCUUGUUGAAACGAUCCACAGGAAGAAAGAGGCGCCUAUUAGUGAAAGAAGGGAUGAAACUGUCGCAGCAGAGUCCAAGGAAGAAAAAACAGAGUCUCAAUCAGAUAAUACAGUGAAUGCAGCAAAAGUGCUUGAAAGAGCAAAGGACGAGAUUGAGAAGAUGUUGCACAUUAAAAAUUCACAUCAUCAGAAAGAAACACAUGGCCAGCGUGAUGAUAUAGGAGAGGAUACCCCAUUAAAUGAAGUCAAAGCUCCAAAUGUAUUCGAGCGGGCAAUGGAAGAAUAUGAGGCUUUUAUUCAGACUUUUCAUUCUAAGAAAGAAUCUCAGGCGUUUGAUAAAAGGGAUGAAGCAGCCAAUGCUGAAUUAAUGCAGAAAAAAACAGUGCUUCUCUCAGUAAAACAAAAUUGCAGCUCUUAUGCUUCUAACGAGGUUCUUUUUGCGGAACAUGAUGCAGAAAUUAGUUCAAAUGAUAAACCACCAAAUUGGAAUUACAACCAGACUCAGAAAAUGAUAUUCAAUGAAGUGAAAGGGCCAAAUAUUUUUGAGAGAGCAAAAGAUGAAAUGGAGGCAUUUGUUCAUACCAUCCAUCAUAAGAAGGAAACUGAUUCACCAGCGAAAGAAGGAUUUAUGUCAAAACUCGGAAAUUGUUUGGAAAUAAUAUGCUCUCCAUCAAAAGAGAAGGGUGAUUAAAGCCAAAAUUUUGCAUAAGCUGGUACAUUUCCCAUCCCCACAGGAAAAAAAUUUGACUAUCAAGUAUGAUGGUUUAUUUUCUGGGCUCUUUCAUCUGUAUUGUUUUAUGACUAAAUGAAUAAUCGACAGUCAUAUACUUUUCAUUGUGCAUUACUGUGAUGCACAAGAGCUUCAUACUUUUCCAUUUUGGGGAUAAAUGUACAUCCAUUAUAAGCUCGAAUUUGUAAAUUGUAAUAAAAA
Momordica charantia (bitter melon) is the source of this 1275-nucleotide messenger RNA. RefSeq lists its product as uncharacterized. Lineage: Eukaryota; Viridiplantae; Streptophyta; Magnoliopsida; Cucurbitales; Cucurbitaceae. The record is from RefSeq and is a predicted model, not a curated record.